AUUCCCAUUCUCCCGCCAGCGCGCGAAGGUCCAGGAAAUCCCAUCGAUCAAGAACUUCUUCGAAACCCUAACCCUAGUUCUCCAGGUCCCGAGCGCUAUCUCCCAUGGAGCGCCGGAGGACGACGCUGCUGCUUCUUUUCCUCAUCUUUCUCUUUUCCCUCUCAGUCUACUCCCUCGGCUCGAAGAGCUACUACGAUGUGUUGCAAGUGCCGAAGGGCGCGUCGGAGGAUCAAAUCAAGAGGUCGUACAGGAAGCUCGCUCUGAAGUAUCAUCCGGAUAAGAACCCUGGGAACGAUGAGGCGAAUAGGAAGUUCGCGGAGAUCAACAAUGCUUACGAGGUGUUGACGGAUAAAGAGAAGAGGAGCAUCUAUGAUAGGUCUGGAGAGGAAGGAUUGAAGCAGCAUGCGGCUGGUGGAGGGGGAAGGGCUGGAGGGAUGAAUAUUCAGGACAUCUUCAACAAUUUCUUUGGUGGCGGUGGUAGAGCAGAGGAGGAAGAAGACAAAAUUCCACAAGGUGAUGAUUUAAUUGUUGAGUUGCAUGCUUCAUUAGAAGAUCUUUACAUGGGUGGUUCAUUGAAGGUAUGGAGGGAAAAGAAUGUCAUAAAACCAGCUCCUGGCAAGAGGCGGUGUAACUGUAGAAAUGAAGUCUACCAUAGACAAGUCGCACCAGGAAUGUUUCAGCAAAUGACUGAACAGGUAUGUGAUCAAUGCCAAAAUGUCAAGUAUGAAAGAGAAGGGUAUUUCAUCACUGUUGAUAUCGAGAAAGGAAUGCUAGAUGGACAGGAGGUGGUAUUUUACGAGGAUGGUGAACCUAUUAUUGAUGGAGAAGCUGGAGAUUUGAAGUUCAGGAUCCAAACUGCACCUCAUGACCGCUUCAGAAGAGAAGGCAAUGACUUACAUACAACAGUUACAAUUUCACUGAUCCAAGCUCUGGUUGGUUUUGAGAAAACCAUCCAGCACCUUGAUGAACAUGUGGUUGAAAUUGGCAGUAAGGGAAUAACUAAACCCAAAGAAGUGAGGAAGUUCAGAGGUGAAGGGAUGCCACUGCAUUUGAGUAACAAGAAAGGAGAUGUCUAUGUCACGUACGAAGUUUUGUUCCCCAAGUCGCUGACUGGAGAUCAGAAGACCAAGCUCAACACAGUUCUUUCUUGAAGAUUCAACCUUUCCCUCCAUUUAUAAUUUACAAGAUCAGCUGUUUAAGUUUCACGCUAAAACCCAAUUAUAUAUAUAUUAAAGAUGUAAAUGGUUGUUGUACUCAUUAACUGUGCACCUUCCCUGAUUUCGUUCUCCCGGAUUUGUAAAGAGAAGGCGCACAAUAUAGGAUUUUACAAAGAACUCAAAAACAAA
This is a messenger RNA of Dioscorea cayenensis subsp. rotundata (Guinea yam), 1346 nucleotides long. RefSeq names its product dnaJ protein ERDJ3B-like. Lineage: Eukaryota; Viridiplantae; Streptophyta; Magnoliopsida; Dioscoreales; Dioscoreaceae. The record is from RefSeq and is a predicted model, not a curated record. The transcript has 10 exons. Bases 105 to 1151 code for a protein of 348 amino acids. Gene Ontology annotation, biological process: protein folding.